Messenger RNA from Exophiala viscosa, 888 nucleotides. RefSeq lists its product as uncharacterized. Bases 1 to 888 code for a protein of 295 amino acids. The transcript has a single exon. Lineage: Eukaryota; Fungi; Ascomycota; Eurotiomycetes; Chaetothyriales; Herpotrichiellaceae. The record is from RefSeq and is a predicted model, not a curated record.
AUGAGCGGUAAUCCUUGGUCAGGGAUAGCUUCGGGCGUCAGCUCGGGAUUGACCUUUAUUAUCAAGAUCUGCGAGUACACCUAUGCCUUGCGGGCGGUUGAUCAGCAGACCAAAGAGUACCUGAUCACGGCGCAGCAUGCGUGGACCAACAUCAAAACCUGUCGGGAGCUGUUGGGACAGCAGAAAGAACACCUUCCAGCUUCCGAAAGGAAAGACUAUGAACGUGUGAUUGAGGAGACCAGGCGGGCAGCUGAAGAGGUCGCCCUGCUGCUUGAGCCUGCUCGAGUCGACCUCGAAGCCGACUGCAGCAUUCACUUUUCCACAAGAGUUAUGUGGGUGCUCAGCGACAACUCCAACAUUGCAGCUGCCCUCAAGCGUCUGGAUAUCGUACACACGACUCUCACGCAAAACAUCUCCACAUUGCGUCUUCUGCGGACUUUUGCUUCCGGCCCAAGAGAACGCCCUCCCAGCUAUCAGACCAGCCAGAAACUUCAGUGGAAACGCCAGACCAGAAUUACGCCAAAACCAAGUACCGAUAGCUUCCAAAAUUUUCAGAUCCCUAGGCCGUCGCCAAAGCCUCAGAACACAAGGUUUGGCAGAGCAUGGUCAGCCGAGGAGCUUCCGACCGAGACAAAUGAGCUUGAUGCAGGUCAUCGUGCUGACAGCACAAUGUCAAGCGUGCCAUCGACCAUGCCGACACUCGUAGUUCCUGUCAUCACAUCAAACGCAGCAGUACAAGGUGGAACAGAGUGCUUUGAGCUCGAGAGCAACACCUUGCCCCAACCGUCACCUACUUUGUCCGACAGGAAGCCCAGGACUUGGCUAGAGUAUCAAGCAACGAAAGCGAGCUUGCGUAGAAAGGGAAAGAGCCUACAGCAAAAGCCAUAG